Manis javanica (Malayan pangolin) is the source of this 3284-nucleotide messenger RNA. It is a transcript of the gene CCSAP, whose product is annotated as centriole, cilia and spindle associated protein. Gene Ontology annotation, biological process: regulation of mitotic spindle assembly. Gene Ontology annotation, molecular function: microtubule binding. NCBI's taxonomy places the organism in Eukaryota, Metazoa, Chordata, Mammalia, Pholidota, Manidae. Gene Ontology annotation, cellular component: axoneme; axon; ciliary basal body. The record is from RefSeq and is a predicted model, not a curated record.
GGGAGCGCGCGGGGGAGGUGCCUUCUCCGGGGCUGAGGCCGCGCCUCCGCCGCCCUCUGCCGCAGGAACGCGGGCCUCCGCGACGACAGCGACAUCUUGCCGGGAGAGCUGUGGACCGCGCGCGGGGAGGAGGCGGCGGCGCCAUGUCCCCGGGCAGCGGCGUCAAGAGCGAGUACAUGAAGCGCUACCGGGAGCCGCGCUGGGACGAGUACGCGCCGUGCUACCGCGAGCUGCUGCGCUACCGCCUGGGCCGCCGGCUGCUGGAGCAGACGCACGCGCCCUGGCUCUGGGACGCCUGGGGCUCGGACGACUCGGCGUCGUCGGCCUCCUCGGGGCCCGACGGUGCCGCGCCCCGGUGCGCCCCCGCCUCGCCGCCCCCGGAGUCCCCGGAGCCCGCGGCGCCCGCCGAGCCGGAGGAGCAGGACGCGCCGGACGCGGCUCCUCCAGCACCACCAGCAAAAGACGUCAAAGAAAAACCCGAGGAGAUCAGAACAAGGGAGGCGGACAAAUUACCCAACAGCGUCGAACCUCGACACCAGCCAAGUGCCUUAUUUGCUGCAGAAAAUAGGAAAGCCGUCAAAAGUCCUCAAAGAUCAUCAAGUAAAAUAAAAGAAAACAAGCAUCCCUUUGCUCUCUAUGGGUGGGGAGAAAAACAGACGGAUACGGGGAGCCAGAAAACACACAACGUCUGUGCCUCGGCCCCAGUGCGCGAGAUUCAUGAAUCAGCAUUACGAGCCAAGAACAGAAGACAGGUGGAAAAAAGGAGACUGGUUGCUCAGAGGCAACGUGCACACUCUGUUGAUGUGGAGAAAAACAGAAGGAUAAAGCCUCCUGCCUCAGAGAACCCGUGGCUGACAGAAUACAUGAGAUGCUAUUCAGCGAGAGCCUGACGGAGGACACCGCUGCUCCAACAGCCUCUUUUAAAAAUUGUCAAUGAAAGAAGAAGAAACAAAACAAAAACCAUCAAAUGAACCCAGACCCAGGUUUAAGGAGCCAGCUGGUGAUGCACGGCUUUUCUUAGGGAAUUUCUAGAAGAUUGUUCUAUUUUGAUCAAUCCUGGGUCCCCUACCUUGGCUGUAAGGUGACAGUUGAAGCCAUAAACAUUUGGUUAUUCAUGGAGAUAAUUCCCUAAAUCUUUGAUAGUCUUAUAAGGGUUUUGUUUUAAAGCAUCUUAAUAUUUUAAGACACUGGCACCAAAUGCCUUUAAAUGACUAGAGAUGCUUAAAAUUCAGUAUUCUUUUCCCAUGUGUAGGUGGAGCCUGUCUCCACCCUCUUUCUUCUGAGUCACCCCGGAUUCCAUAACCAGUAAGAGCAUUCCAGCUUGGAGCUUAAGACUCAUUUUCUCCGUGAAAGAGUAUCAGGUCAGAAGUGCGUUUCAACAUGAAUUCCAUGUAAAGUGAAACUGAAACUUUGGUAAUUCCUGAAAAGUUAAACUUACUUGUAUUUUAGGCCAGCACCACUUCCUGUGGACUGUGAUAUUUAAAAAAUAUCUGGGCUGGAUGAGGGCCAUCUUUUCUCUUGAUGUUGUCAUCCAGGUAUUCUUAUUUAAUAGUUUAGUGGUUCAAAUGCAUUCCAAUAAACGAAGCUCCUGUGCAAUGUGUUUAUAGAGUAGUACUAAAGUUUCUUUUUGAGUCUAAGAUUGUCACUUUUUUUAAUUGUAAGAUUUUUUUUUCAGAACACAUCCAAUGGGGGGUCAGUCACUUCCUGGUCUGACCUUUUGACACCCACCCACUGUAGGCUUUCGCCUUUUCUAUAAUAGUUGGCAGCGACAUUUAGAACUUAGAAUCUGGAAUUGCAUUUAAUGAAGUUGAGGUUAUCUUAUUUAUUGGGGAUGGGGAUACAUACUAAGAUACUCGUUAGAAGUGGAGCCUCCCCUUUUCUCCCGCCAUGGAACUCGCUCGUGACAAAGCCUCAGUGACGUCCAUCACUCAUUCUGGGUGACACGCAUCACUCCCAGAUCAACCAGCGCAUCUUACAUGGAACCUGACGAGAGAGGAUGGCGGUGUGUGUAGGCACACAUGUUAAGUGUGCAAGUGAAGUGCUCUUUCUCUUUGGCACAUUUGGUUUGGGGAUAAAAAAAUGGAUUUAAGAAACACUGGUUUCCAUCUGGUGGAGACAGGAGUCUGCAGGGAGGAUGAGGGCUGAAUCCUUUAUAAGAAGAAGAAAGGCCCUCUGCCUGCGCCCGCCCUGCGCCUGGCGAUGGGUGCAGGGACAUCUGCUGGUGGAGGUGAGCCUGAACGUUUCCUUGAUAUUUUCACUCUGGGUUUUUGAAGUAUUAUGGUCAUUUUUUAGAACACGAAUGUUUUAUUCCACAUAAAACCUUCAUAUGUCAUCUUUCAACUGCAUCAAGCUUUGAAUAGUCAUAUGUAAGAAUCAUGAGCUUUUUUAAAAAAAGACUUUAAAAAUAUGUGUAUCAUUUUGAGCUGAAUUCUUUACACAUUAAGUUCCCCUGCUUACUGAGAUGUACAUAGAGGAUGCACUGUAUGUUGUCCAAAACCUGGCUAGUAAUUCUGUUGAGCUUUGCUGUUAUUAUUAUUAAAGUGCUUAAACAUUGCAGGUACCUAAAGAUCAAGUGAAUGUGGCAUUGUGAUGGCACUGCUGAUUGUGAAAACUGUUCCUUUAAAACCCGCGUCUUGCAUGAUCAGUUAAGCGUCCAGCUCCAGCGUUCCCAUUGCAUCUGACAAUCUUAGGGAAGCUCCUCCUGGGAGUAGCUCCGGCUGGCGGGCGGACGGCCUUAGAACCCAGCUUCCUCCAGCUUCCAGCAAGCCAGACGCCCUCCUUCAGAAAAAAAAAGACUCAUAUUUAUUGUGCUUACAGCUGGAAACUCCAGAUGGAGAGGAAACAUUCAAGGCAAUAUCGCCCAACUUUUCCCCUUUUUACAUAGAGGAUGAACGGACAAAAUUUUUAUAGUACUUUUCAUACGCAUGGACAAUGACUCUGGGAAAUGACUGUGAGUCCCCUUCCCAUGUCCAGCUCAUUGGCUGGUUAGGGUUUCUUUUCUUUUUCUUUAAUGGUGAAAAUGGCUUGUUGAGCCUAUUGAAAAUUUUAAGUUAAAGUUUUAAAGUUUUACUUUCUUAUUCUGGAAACUAAUGUGUUUAUAAUCAUGUUCCUAAUUCUUGGGACAACUUGCAAGACAGAAAGUUAGAUUAAAUUACCUUUCCUGUUGAAAAGUUUGAAACUUUGAGAAUCCAGUGAUAUUUAAAAUACAGGAUACAAUAAUUGUUAUAUAAGACUUUUAAAAACUUUGGUUUUAAGGUUCUGAAUUAAAAACAAUUUGCCAUAAA